Molecule: messenger RNA, 5178 nt
Organism: Linepithema humile (Argentine ant)
Lineage: Eukaryota; Metazoa; Arthropoda; Insecta; Hymenoptera; Formicidae
Product: monocarboxylate transporter 9
Biological process (GO): monocarboxylic acid transport; transmembrane transport
Cellular component (GO): membrane
Molecular function (GO): monocarboxylic acid transmembrane transporter activity
Source: RefSeq, a predicted model, not a curated record
AUGGGCCCCACCAGCAGCCGCGAGCAAAUCGGCGAGCAGAUUGGCGACGACGACGGCCUGCAAAUUCACCCGAAGCCAAUGAUCCUGGCGAACAAUGUCACGGAGAGCGAAUAUUCUGUAGAAGAACAAUCGAGAUUAACGGGGACCGAUGCAGCGGGUGGCGAUGAAGCCUCGCCAGAAGAUGAGGGAGGCUCGCUUUGCGAAUAUCACGAUAUACCACCUCCCCCAGACGGUGGUUAUGGUUGGGUGGUGGUAUUUGCCUCGUUUAUGUGUAAUAUGAUAGUAGAUGGUAUCGCCUACACGUUCGGUGUAUUUCUUGGAGAAUUCGUUAAGUACUUUGGGGAGGGAAAAGGCAAGACUGCUUGGGUUGGCUCGUUGCUGUCUGGAAUGUACCUUAGUGCUGGUCCCGUUGUCAGUGCUUUAACAAAUAAAUAUGGCUGCAGAGCAGUAUGUAUGGCAGGAAGUUUCUUAGGCGCUGCCGCAUUUGUACUUUCAACGUUUUCGGACAAUGUAAAUACGCUUAUGAUGACUUACGGAAUUAUGGGAGGGAUUGGAUUCGGUUUAAUAUAUCUACCCGCAGUAGUUUGCGUAGGCUAUUACUUUGAAACCAAAAGAUCCUUGGCCACCGGCAUUGCGGUAUGCGGUUCGGGAUUCGGAACGUUCGCGUUCGCGCCUCUCGCGACUAUGUUGCUGGAGGCGUACAGCUGGAAGGGAGCAAAUUUAAUUCUGGCUGGUCUCAUCUUAAAUUGUGCAGUGUUUGGCGCUAUGAUGAGACCACUGGAAUAUCCGAAAACUUCUUCUGUUAAGCCAUUGUUGCAAAGAAUGGCCGAGGAAAAGAGGUUUCAAAUGGAACGGGGCAGUAUCGGUGGUUCCUACUUUAUGGUACAACUUCCGGACGGAUCGAUGGAAAAGAGAAUGAAAAUGCCCAUUAAUAUUGAUCCCGGUGUUCAUUCCAGCUUCAACUUAGACCAAUUAGUGCCUGGAACUCCUUUAACACCAGUUCCAACGGUGCCAACCCUUCCCACUAUAUCCGAAGUGAAGGUGCAAGAGCACUCUUCCAGUGGACAUACCAGCGACAGCGGCAGCAUGGACUUGAAGAAUAUUUCCAAUAAAUCUAAAAGCAAGAAGAAUAUCGACGAAACCAAAGACGCGAAGGACGCGGAGAAGCCUGAGAACGAAUUUAACAAGACGAUAAUCCCCAGGAACGCAUCGCAGCCGGCUUUCACGACCCACGUUCAAGGUUUGCCUAAAAACGGCUCUGUGCCAUUCUUUGAUAGGAUCCGUAAAACGAGUACCAGCGAGCGCUACAAGCCUAGCCUUAGUGCAAUAAAGAACUCUAGGACAACGCUUAAUUCUAAUGGAGAUAUCCGGAAGAGUCUGCACUUGAGACUUUCCACGAGCAGUAUGUUGGGAUCGCGAAAUAAUAACGCUGAAGUUGACGAUGGUGAGAGUAUCACUUUUACUACCAGUAAAACUAGCAUCCCAAAGGAGAAACCAAUGAUGGUCCGUCCCUUGUCGAGAAAAGAUAUUUUCUACAGUGGUAGCGUAGUCAAUUUACCAGAAUACCAAAGCCAGAAAUCCCUCGCUAAUUACCGUCAGAGCGUUAUAUCCAUCCCGAAAUCCGUACGCGGUGACAUGAAAGAUGUUGAUAUUGAAAAAGCGCCACAACAACCUUUGUGCCCUUGCUUGGUAUUACCCGACUCGUUUAAGGAAGCUCUGGCAACCAUGAUGGAUAUGUCGUUGUUGAAAGAUCCCGUUUUCCUUUUAAUUGGCAUCAGCAAUGUAUUUGGUAUGGCUGGAUUGUACGUUCCUUUUGUAUACUUGGUGGAUGCAGCAGUCUUAGACGGAAUUGAAAGAAAUUCGGCGUCAUUUUUGCUAUCUAUCAUUGGAAUAACAAACACCAUAGGCCGUGUCGCUUGUGGAUAUGUUGCGGACUUUCCGCAAGUCGAUUCCUUAUUACUGAACAACAUUUGCUUAAUUAUAUCUACGGUCGCAGUAGCUGCUACGCCAUUUUGCCACAGUUAUGCCGCUUAUAUUGUCAUGAGCAUAUUUUUCGGAAUAGCAAUAUCUGGAUAUAUCUCACUAACAUCGAUCAUCUUGGUGGAUCUUCUGGGAUUAGACAAGUUAACGAAUGCUUUCGGCCUUUUAAUUCUAUUCAGAGGAGCUGCCGCUAUAGUGGGUUCACCCUUAGCGGGCGCUGUUUAUGAUGCGACGGAAAGUUACAGUAUCCCGUUCUUUAUGGCAGGGUUUUUCUUCCUUGUAAGCACUGUUACUAGUUUCAUGGCCCCUGCUAUGAAACGGUGCACUACACCGCAGACUCAACCUGUGAUAUUAGAUACAUUGACUCCAAUCGACGAAGAUAUCGAGGAAGAGAACGAGGAGGACAUACCGGAGAUAAUAGAAACUGCGCCAUCACCCUUAGAGCCACCCGAGAAGGAAAUUAAGCAAAUAGAGUCUGUUUUAUAAGUAUUUCUGAUCUUUCUUAAACGGAUAAAAAUCGCCUUCACUCCGAGCCACACUGUGAUAGGGCUGCUAUUUUGAAGUCUCAGAAAGGUACUUUUUUCUUACACACUUAAUCGAUAAAGCACAAAUUAGUGGCAUACCUGGUGGAAUUUUUAUCGUACUUAAAAUUAGGCUUGUAUGUAUGUUUUCUUGUUUUUUUGUUUUUUCUUCUUUUGUUCGUUUUUCUUAUUAAACUGAUAAACGAUAUACGAAAAUGCCAUCAGGUACAGAUACUUAGUUGCCUAUAUGUAAUAGUAAAUGAUAGAAAGAGCGUUUUACUAACUUAAUCAGUAUCGAUCAAGCAGUAUAUAUUUAGAGAGAAAAAAUGUUAAAUUAAAAAAAAUGCUCUUGCACGUGCAUAUCGAGUAAUCUUUAACAAAUUAUGAACCUACAUCAUAGGAAUAUAUCGUAUAAUUUUGGAACAAGGAUCGGUCAAUUCGCCGCUGAUUAGACAUUCGCCUGAAUCAUGACAUUUAUCGAUGUAUAUAGAAAUACGAAUAAUCUAGGGCGAUAAUACUUUAUUACCUUUACAUACUCUAUCAAUUACUGUAAUAUACUAACAAGGAGACAAUGUAUUUUCAUUCUUAUUAAUUCUAAUAUACAUGUAUUUUUUUAUUUUACGGAAGCAACUCGUAUACGAAACAACGAUAAUGUUUUUUUAGUCUAAUCAACGUACGCUACGAUUGACCAUCCUUGAUCGAGAAGAUCCCACCUAUGACUCGUGUUAGUUAAAUCUAUUUUUGGCCGCAUCCAAAGAAAAAACUUGAAUUAUUCACAAUUCAGAGAGAUAUUUUUUUGCAUAUGCUUGCGACAAAUGUGUACAUAUAAGUGAAAGGAAGAUGAAUUAUUAAUUUACACGCAACAAAUGUAUCUCUGUUGUGCAGGAUGAACUGUAAAUAAUUUAUAGAGAAUUAUAAAAUGAUAAUAACAAACUCUAGAAUUAAGCCAAGUGAAGUUAUGAGUUUUCCGCUCGCUGGAGAGCGAAACUUUACGAUUAAUGUAUUCGUCAAGGGACAAUUAACGCAUUGUUAGAUAGAAUUAAUAUAUUGAUUACUCGGAAUAGAGAAUCUUUAUUUGAUUAAUGUAUAAAAGAAACUCGUCUGCUACAACUAAUUUGUGUAAAUGGAUUUUAUCAUUUAGUUGACGGAAUUGACUGCAUCAAGCAGAUUAGCAGUUACGAAUCACAUAUUUUAAGUGAUGCAAAAUUAAUUCGCAUUGAUGUGUCCCAUGCGAUGCGAAGCGCAAUUAUAAGCGUGCGAGUUACAUGUAAGUAACUAAUUUUAUUACGGCGGCGAAGAUCAUUACUGGAUCGAUAUAAUUGAUGAAUAUACGCCUACAGAGACAUACAUGUACGCAUAUUAUUAUGUAUGUAAUUUUCAAUAUACAUACACACGCGUACACGUGUAGACAGAGGAGCUCGUUGUAAAUCUUGUUGAGUGGUAAACAUACGCGUUACACUGUGUACAUUGUACAUACAUACGUCGAUACUGUAACAAUUACAACUGCGAAUAUUGUGACUAUCGUCACGAGCGCGAUAUUAUACGAGAAAAACAAAGAAUAAGAAAAGGAAGAAUUGUUGCUGCAUCGACGACGAAAACCAACCGUGCUAUUACUGUUCGCCACCGCUGCUGCUAUAUCGCUAACUAUCGCCACCUAUCACGAUUAAAAUAUUACCGUAGUACAAUUAUGUAAACGCACGUUACUUACACUUCGUUUUACGAUCGUGCUGUGCGAUGGAGGAAGCUGUGUGUGUUUUGUGGUUUUAAUCAAACACGACUGUAGCAUACAUAUGUGUAGGAAGGUGUGUGUACACACGCGCGCCGCGACGAAAAUCCCGCAGAGUUAUGUUAUAUUAUUAGAUUGUAUAAAUAAUAUCAACGCGCGCGUGCUUGCGUGACAUUUCGCACGCGUAUGUUCAAUAUGUAUGUAUGCUUGAGACGUACAAGGCGGAACUUUACGUGCGUUAGAUGUACAGUGGCAUGUGUGCGAUAUGCAUGCUUAUACGCAGAGAAAUAUUGUGGCGUCGCAACGAGAACACGCGAUAUACUAAUGAAUAUUGAUAUUGUCAAGUAUCGAUAUUCGACACAUCUCAAUAUUGGUCGUCUCGCAAACAACAUUAUUUCCAAAUUUUUAUUUACGAGCAUGUAAAAUAAAUCCUCGCUAAAGCAAUUAAAAUGAUUGUAAGGGAGUCCUAUUGCCGCUGCACCGAUGGCUGAAGCAACCUCUUUUUUAUACAUACUAUAUAAAAUACUAUGUACAAUGAAAACACAUUUUUGAUAUUUGUGGAAUAAGACUUUUUCUAAAGUACGCGAAUAUUUUUUAAAAGUCCGGAUCCAGCUGGGGACACCAGUGUGAUGUUUUAGAGAACUAAGCAAGAGCGUAGCACCGCCAGUAGAUAGAGCGUUUAGCGUGAGCAUAAUAUUGUCAUGGCUACUAAAUACAUUAGUAUAGUUGAUACGAAUGUUAAACGCGCAAUCGCUAAUACACAAUUAUGUAAUGUGAUAAACAUAUUGUUGCCGCCGCCACACUGUUCUCUCCGUGUACGAGCGUGAAAAAGGAACGCGCACGUUCUAUUCUGUGCACAGAUUAAACAUAUGACAUGGUACAAAGAAGGACAAAUGUAUUAGGUGAUGUUUAUCGAAAUUGAAGAGGAAUUAUGAAUUUUUAUUACUAAAA